UCAGAAUUCUUUGCUUCACAUGUAUGCUGCUUGUGGGCUCGUCGAUACUGCGUAUAAGGUGUUUGAAUUAAUUCCUGAGAAGGAUGUUGUGGCUUGGAAUUCUGUGAUUAACGGGUUCGCUCUUAAUGGGAAACCUAACGAGGCUUUGACUCUCUUUAGGGAAAUGGGGUUGGAGGGUGUGGAGCCUGAUGGGUUUACUUUGCUUAGCUUGUUAUCUGCUUGUGCUGAGGUUGGUGCUUUGGCGUUGGGUCGGAGAGUUCACGUAUACAUGGUGAAGGUAGGCUUGACUGAUAAUUUACAUGUUAAUAAUGCGCUUUUAGAUCUUUAUGCAAAGUGUGGAAGCAUUAGAGAGGCAAAGAAAGUAUUUGAUGAGAUGGAGGAAAGGAAUGUAGUUUCUUGGAGUUCUUUGAUUGUUGGAUUGGCUGUUAAUGGCUUUGGUAACGAAGCACUUCAGCUUUUCAAUGAGAUGGGAAGAGUGGGAUUGGUGCCUAGUGAAGCUACUUUCGUUGGAGUUCUCUAUGCUUGUAGUCAUUGCGGGAUGGUUGAUGAAGGUUUCAGGUAUUUUAAAAAGAUGAAAGAGGAAUAUGGGAUUUUGCCCAGGAUAGAACAUUAUGGUUGCAUGGUUGAUUUGUUGGGUAGGGCUGGCUUGGUAAAGGAGGCAUAUCAAUAUAUCCAAAGCAUGCCAAUGAAGCCUAAUGCUGUUAUUUGGAGGACAUUGUUAGGAGCAUGCACAAUACAUGGCCAUUUGACUUUAGCAGAGUAUGCAAGAGCUCGAGUAUUAAAGCUAGAACCGGGAUGUAGUGGUGACUAUGUGCUCCUCUCUAACCUCUAUGCAUCAGAGCAACGCUGGUCUGAUGCACACAUAAUGAGGAGAAAAAUGCUUAGGGAAGGAGUGAAGAAAGUUCCAGGUUAUAGCCUUGUAGAGUUGGGUAAUCAUGUUUAUGAAUUUCUCAUGGGUGAUAGAACUCAUCCACAUAGUGAGGAAAUUUUUGCAAUGCUAGCGGAAAUAACAAAGAGGUUAAAAUUAGAAGGUUAUGCUCCCCGUACAGAAAAUGUACUAGCGGAUAUAGAGGAAGAAGAUAAGGAGAAUGCUUUGUCUUACCAUAGCGAGAAGAUUGCGGUUGCUUUCAUGCUACUUAAGACAGCACCAGGGACCCCGAUUAGGGUUGUAAAGAAUUUGAGAAUUUGUGCAGAUUGUCAUUUGGCAAUUAAGCUUAUAUCAAAGGUUUUCGAACGAGAGAUUAUCGUGAGGGAUCAAAGCCGGUUUCACCAUUUCAGAGAUGGCUCCUGUUCUUGUAGGGAUUACUGGUAAAUUUAUGAUAGUUGUA
Messenger RNA from Durio zibethinus, 1328 nucleotides. The record is from RefSeq and is a predicted model, not a curated record. NCBI's taxonomy places the organism in Eukaryota, Viridiplantae, Streptophyta, Magnoliopsida, Malvales, Malvaceae.